UUUAUCGUUUGCUUGAGGGUGGCACUCUUUGCGGUUUACUAUUGUAAAGGAGAGCUUUCUAAGUUUGGUAUCCUCGGACAGCCUUGCUAACGCUAAAUGUGUUCGACGUUAAGUAAUAUUCGAUGAGAUCGCGCACUGGAUUAAAAGGCACGGUUGUGUUUUACAAGCUGCGUGAAAGGAUUUGUCAGACCGGGAGGUUCAUAAGUGGACAUUGGACUUUUAGCUUGAAGUAACCGCUUUCCGAGGGGCUGUGAAAUACUGGAUAAAGACGAGGAAGACGAAGAUAACUACGACAUAGGUGCCAGUAACAAGCUGUCACCAUGGCGUCUGCACAGGGCAGCUCAUCCCCUGUCAAGUGUGGGCUAUCCCCUCGUAGCAAGCUUUACUCGAAGAUAAAUGAACACUUAUCUGAAGACCAAGUGAAAAGUUUGCGAGCUAUGUUGAUCACUGAUCAUCAUAUUGGCAAAGGAAAAAUUGAAAAUGCUACACCCCAUGAGAUCUUCACUAUGCUAGAAGCUGAUAACAAAAUUGGCGAGGGAAACCUUGGAUUGCUGAAGGAUCUGUUGAUAGCCCUCAAAGAAAUACAGCUAGCAAAAGAAGUCGAUGAUUUGGAGAGGGAUCAGAGGACAGGCAUAUCAAAGUUACAUUCUGAGUUCGGGUUCAAGGUGGAGGAACUGAAGCCGAAGGGAGGUGGGCAUGUCGUCCCGGGCUCGUCCAUCCCGCUCAUUCUGCCAAACGAUCUGAAGUACAACGCUUCUACCGGUGCAGUACAGAAGAUUCAGGAUAACCAGCGGACAAGUCUGCAUGUCGUUCCCGAGGCGUUGGAGCUACUGGAAGGGAUCGAGGAGCCCGUGAGUGUGCAGGCAAUCUGCGGGCCCUGUCGGUCUGGGAAAAGCUACAUCCUGUCCAGGUUACUUGGCACUGCGGAUGCCUUUGAGCUGGGCCACCGCAUGGACCCCCAGACGUUUGGUAUCUGGAUGGGCACCAAGGUGCUGCGGGGGAAGGACUUCACUAUCGUGCUACUGGACACGGAAGGAAUUGAUGCAGUAACUGCCAGUGCUGGACAGGACGCCUCUAUCCUGGUUAUGACCAUCCUGCUGUCCUCCAGACUCAUCUAUAACUCACUCAAUGUGCCGCACAUGGGGGAUCUGGAGAAGAUGCAGUGCUUCAUCAAGCUGGCUACAGGGGUCACGGUGAAGCAAGGCGAGGCUUCAAACGUGUCAGCAUUCCGAAAGUUCUUCCCGGACUUCAUGUGGCUGUUACGUGACGUGUCUCUGAAGAUGGAGGAUGAGAACGGCAAGGAAAUGGAUCCUUCCGACUACUUGGUGAAAAGGGUCUUUAGACGUAAUCCUAAUGCAUUUGAAGAAUCAACAACGGACAUGGUACGACGGGCGAUCCUUACGUUCUUCCCAUCUGCGGAGUGCGCAAUCCUGGAGAGACCCUCUGACAAGAAGGAGGUGAUGAACAACAUAGCUCAGCACACAGACAGCCUUAACCCAGAAUUCAACAAGGGAGUAGACGAUUUGGUGGUGAGGCUGUUGCUUAAGGCACGUGCAAAGAGAGGCUACCACGAGGGCUCUAAAGUUAGUGGUUUGGCCCUCAGCAUCAUGACCAAGCAGUAUGUGGAAGCGGUCAAUGACCCCAACUCCAUUCCUGCCCUGGACAACACCUGGCAGAAUACCAUAGAGCUGAUGCAGAACAGGGCCAUCGAGGAAGCGGUCAUGGAGUACAACAAGCAGAUGCAAGCUCAGAUUGCCGAAGCCCGGAUGACUAAGAAUGGGGAAGUACCAUUAGAGGAAGGCGAAAUCGACACUCCGAUACAGCCUACAAUCAUGGGACUCCACAAUGCUUCGGUCAAAACAGUUACAUCCAUACUUCUAAAGAAGGUUGGUCAUUUCCAAAUCAGCACAGGGAAUCAGGGUACAGAGAAUCAGGAUUCUGGUGAGAUCAACGCUGUGGUGGACCAGAUGCAAAAACGCUUAGUUCAACAAGAAGAGCGCGCGGUUGAUGGUAUCCGCGGGUUGGUCGUUACAGGUGGGGAGCUUUUCCACUACAUCCAGCAGAACAGAGAACACUCCAAGAACUUCUGCAAAGGACUUUAUGAACACUUGCUGGACCCAAUCAGAAAACGAGUCGAGUCGCCGCCUCCAGACUUUGACUUCGACAAGUUGACGAGAGAACUUGCUGCCGCACGUGAACAGUACAAGAAGCAGGCACGUGGUCCGGAGAAGUGGGUUGUUCUACAGGAGAUGGACACAAGCGCAGUGAAGCUACAGGCCCAAAUUGACAAGAUGGGGUAUCAAAAAAAGCUAAUGCAACAACAACAAAGGGCACAUGAAGCAGAGCUCAGAGCCAAGGAAAGGGAGGAAGAGAUUCUGAACCAACUCAAGCAACUAAAGGACCAGCUGCAAACUCAACGGGAAACUCUACAGGAAAUAAUUCAACAGUACGAGAGACAGAUCACACAGAUGAAGCAAGACAUGGAGGAGAGACAUGCGGUUGCGCUACAGAGGAUUGAGGACCUCAAGAAUGCGAAGAUGGCGGAACAAGCGGAAAUUGCAAGGGAUCUCCUCGAGAAGGAAAGAGCCAGUACGAGGGAAAAAAUCAAGAAGAUGGAGAACGAACAGGCAGAUUUGUACAGGCAGCUAGAAGAGGUGCUAGAUCAGCAGAAGAAAGCAACUCCACCUCCUAAGCCAUCCUUGAAAGAGAAGUGCACCAUCUCGUAAGAUCGUCAAUGUUCCUACUGCCGCUAUGGGAUAUUAAAAACGUUUUGAGGACAUUCUUCU
Molecule: messenger RNA, 2786 nt
Organism: Branchiostoma floridae (Florida lancelet)
Lineage: Eukaryota; Metazoa; Chordata; Leptocardii; Amphioxiformes; Branchiostomatidae
Product: guanylate-binding protein 1-like
Exons: 16
Coding region: 321-2726 (801 amino acids)
Biological process (GO): regulation of apoptotic process
Molecular function (GO): GTPase activity; protein binding; GTP binding
Source: RefSeq, a predicted model, not a curated record